This is a messenger RNA of Entelurus aequoreus (snake pipefish), 2135 nucleotides long. RefSeq names its product G-protein coupled receptor 39-like. Lineage: Eukaryota; Metazoa; Chordata; Actinopteri; Syngnathiformes; Syngnathidae. The record is from RefSeq and is a predicted model, not a curated record. Gene Ontology annotation, biological process: G protein-coupled receptor signaling pathway. The transcript has 2 exons. Bases 1 to 1074 code for a protein of 357 amino acids. Gene Ontology annotation, cellular component: membrane. Gene Ontology annotation, molecular function: G protein-coupled receptor activity.
AUGAGUGAAGAAAUGGAGGCAGGCGAUGAGACAGACUGGACGCAGUUGGAACCCAAGGACUCGGUCAAAAUCUUCUUGACUGUCUUGUACAGUCUUCUUCUGGUCACAGGAAUCCUGGGCAAUUGUGUCACCAUCCGAGUGACACAAGUGCUGAAGCGAAACGGUUACCUGCAGAAGAAUGUGACCGACCACAUGGUCAGCCUGGCUUGCUCGGACUUGUUGGUGCUCCUCGUCGGAAUGCCAGUGGAGCUCUACAGCGCCAUCUGGUUCCCCUUUACGUCGGCGUCAGGCGACGCCGCAUGUAAGAUCUACAACUUUGUUUUUGAGGCUUGCAGUUACGCUACCAUCCUCAAUGUGGCCACUCUUAGCUUUGAGCGCUACGUGGCCAUCUGUCACCCUUUUCAUUUCAAAGCCUUGGGCUGCAAACGUACGUCGGCCCUCAUCACCUUCGCCUGGCUGGCGUCGGUACUCGUGGCACUGCCGUUGCUGGUUGCUACGGGAACACAAGGCCACAUUCCUUUUUCGGCAGACACGCCUAUCCAGAACUUGACUUUCUGCACAAACCUAAAGGAACGCUGGUUGAUGUACCGAGUCAGCAUCUUUGUGGCUUUUAUCGUCUACAUGCUGGUUUUGGUCUGCGUGGCCUUCAUGUGUCGCGCAAUGAUCCUGGUUCUGCGGGGAGUCCCAGGUUCUUUAGAUGACGGAAUCGCAAGAUCGUCGAAGCAUGAAAGCUCGAAGGUCAAGAUAGCCAGGAAGCAGAGCAUUAUUUUCCUUGGCCUGAUUGUUGGCUCCCUGAUGGUGUGUUGGUUCCCCAAUCAAAUCCGUCGUCUUAUGAUGGCCGCCGUUCCUAAAUCCCGCUGGACUGCAGCCUACUUUUGGAGCUACGUCACCCUCCACCCGGUGGCCGACACCUUCUUCUAUCUCAGCUCAGUCCUCAACCCGUUCCUGUACAACGUGUCCUCCAGACAGUUCAGGGACGUCUUUGUCCAGGUGUUGCGGUGCCGCCUUACGGUCCAACACGUCAACAAGCGGGCCUUGAAUUACUCCGGCGUGGCUUCAGCAAGCUCCCUCUAGCCUCUGCUGCUCAAGUCCUUGCGUCGCAGUCAGAAGGUCCGCUGCACUUUAACAAAAGGUUCCUCUCAGGACCAAAGUGGCUCAGGGGUGCGUUUGGAUGGUCUGACAGCCCCAAAGGAGUUAGCUGAGGCUCUCACAACAAAGACAUGUUAAAAACAAGAACAAUGUAAAUACUAAACGACUUUAUUCAUGUACAAAUCAGUGUUAAUUUUGAGAGCCUUGACAAAUACUUUUUUUUCUAAUUUUAGUCAUUUAAAUUGUUUUAGUCGACUAAAUUCCUCAAUAUUUUAGUCAACGAUAUUUACAGUAAAUUGUCGGCCAAAAUAUAAAGUAUUUUGCAUAUUUGAAGUUGCCUUGAAACCACUUUUAUUAAAGUUAUUGCAGGGCAUCUCAAAAACUAACUUCACCAGAAUUGUAUCAAUAAGUACAUUUCUCACUAACCUCACUGAGUUAUUAUUUUAGAAGAAAUUAAGCAUGAAGUAGGCCGGCUUCGUCGCGUGAGGAAGCCUACAAUUUUUGGUUGUGUUUUCCACUCCAUAUGCUGAAUGCCGAUAUACUAUAAUAAUGCUUAUUAUAUCAACUAUCAGAGACAGCUUCAGGAAACUCUUCAUUUAACAUAAUGUCCUUUUUUGCUGCUUCAACACAGCUCAAUCAACACAGAAAAAGGUAAUGUGAAAUAACUUAGUUGUUAACUGUAGGUCAAUAAUGCUUGUCUUUCUCUCAGACAGACACACACACGCAUGCAUGCACACACCGCACAGUGAGCUAACGUUACGCUAAAAGCUAAUUAGCCUUCACCUCAAGGACUGCGAGCGAGCUGAGCUGCCGCUUAUGUUUCUAGAAUGUCAACGGGCUCAUAGUGAUGUUACUAGUAGUUGACUGGGAGGUGUUUAUUAUAAUUUGGGGAGAGCCCGCUGCCUUAUGCUUACCUGCUAAACACCUUUCUGCUAACCCCACCACAAGAGCACUGACUCCAUAACAAAAACAACAAUAUGAUUAGGUUAUAUAUACAUGCGUAUAUCUUACAUAAACAAUGUAUGAAUACAUUAGAUAUCUAUAUA